Molecule: messenger RNA, 1224 nt
Organism: Telopea speciosissima
Lineage: Eukaryota; Viridiplantae; Streptophyta; Magnoliopsida; Proteales; Proteaceae
Product: protein PMR5-like
Exons: 5
Coding region: 39-1193 (384 amino acids)
Cellular component (GO): Golgi apparatus
Molecular function (GO): O-acetyltransferase activity
Source: RefSeq, a predicted model, not a curated record
CUUUUUCUUAUUCUGUGUAAUCUUUCUUUCUUUCUCCAAUGUCUCUUCUUGCCUUUCCCUCUUCUUAUUAUGGAAUUGGGUUUUGUUUUAUAAUUCUGUAUUUGAUUCAGGUUUUUACCCAAACAGCUUCAUCAGCUCUACUGGUAGGAUUGAAGAACCACCAUAUGACCCAUCAUUUCAGGAAAUCACAACCCAUUGAAGCCAAUAAAACCACCUGCAACUUGUUCGUCGGGAGCUGGGUUCGUGAUGAUUCUUACCUAACCUAUGACUCUUCCUCAUGUCCUAUCAUUGACCCAGGUUUCAAUUGCCAGAUGAAUGGUCGACCUGAUACAGAUUAUCUCAGAUAUCGAUGGAAACCCAUGAAUUGUGAGCUCCCCAGGUUCAGUGGGCUUGAUUUUCUGAUGAAGAUGAGAGGGAAGACUGUGAUGUUCGUGGGUGAUUCACUGGGUCGUAACCAAUGGGAGUCUUUGAUUUGUAUGAUUUCCAUUUCGGUGCCACAGUCACCUACCCAAUUGCUCAGGGCAGAUCCUCUGUACACGUUCAAGUUCUUGGAAUACGGAGUGUCGGUGUUGUUCUAUAGAGCACCGUAUUUGGUGGAUAUAGAUAUGGUUCAAGGGAAGCGAAUUCUGCGGUUGGAGGAUAUCUCAGGCAAUGCUAAUACUUGGAGAGGUGUUGAUGUCUUGUCGUUUAAUUCUGGCCACUGGUGGCUUCACAAGGGUUCUCUUCAAGGGUGGGACUACAUGGAAUCAGGAGGGACAUUGUAUCAAGAUAUGGACCGGUUUGUGGCAUUUGAGAGGGGAUUGAGAACAUGGGCUAGCUGGGUUGACACCAAUAUUGAUCCAACCAAGACCCGGGUCUUCUUCCAGGGCAUCUCUCCUACACAUUAUAAUCCAAGUGAAUGGAACAGUGGUGGUGCUCCAUCGGCUUCGAAGAAUUGUUACGGUGAGACGAUGCCGCUGAGUGGUGGAACGUAUCCGGGGCCAUAUCCGGAUCAAAUGAAGGUGGUUCAGGGUGUAUUGGGAGAUAUGCAAACCCCAGUGAAUCUGCUAGACAUCACGAUGUUGUCUCUGCUUAGAAAAGAUGGGCACCCAUCCAUCUAUAGUCCAGACCACACCACAGACUGUAGUCAUUGGUGCCUACCAGGCCUACCUGAUACUUGGAACCAACUUUUCUACACAUCUUUGUUCUUUUAAUGCAAUAGUUCUUAAUUCUUUCUAUUUCUGU